CGGACCGACUCGUUCAACCAUUUCUUAUCGCCGUCUAAAGCAAUCGGCAGAAAUCUAGAAGAAACAACAGCAACAACCCGUUGACGCGAGGGCCCGGCAAGGGCAUUAUCAGCUAUGGACGUGGACAAGCCUGCUGAGCAACCGGUGGUGGGCCCCAAGGAGGGCACGCCCACUCCCGAGGCGCAGACUGCACCUGCUCCAGCUCCCCCCAACCCCGACCUGGAAGCCUACAACCAAAAGUGGACGACUGUGCAGAACGACCCCCAGGACUUCAACAGCUUUACCGCACUGCUGGGCAUCGCGGAUCGCCUGGAGGAUGUGGAGAAGGUGCGCGCCGCCUACGACGCCUUCCUGGCCGAGUACCCGCUGUGCUACGGCUACUGGAAGAAGUACGCGGACGCGGAGCUGCGGCACGGCAGCGCCGAGGCGGCGGCGGCGGUGUACGAGCGCGGCGUGGUGGCCACGCCGUACAGCGCUGACCUGUGGGGGCACUACGCCGCCUUCAAGAAGGGGCUGCCGGACGCCAACCCCGAGGACGUUCGCGGCGUGUACGAGCGCGGCCUGGCCUACGUGUGCACCGACUUCAACAGCCACGGGCUGUGGGACAAGUACCUGGCCUUUGAGGGCGAGCAGGCCUCCACGCUGCACGUGUCCAGCCUCUACUGCCGCCUGCUGGCCUGCCCCGUGCGCGAACUGGACCGGUACUACACCAGCUUCAAGAGCUACGUGGGCCCGCUGGCGGCGGCGCAGGUGGUGCUGCCGCACGAUUUUGACUCCAUCCGGCUGCGCCUGGAGGCGGAGGCAGCCGCCAAGGCCAAAGAGGCGGCGGAGGCUAAGGAGGCGGCGGAGGCUGCCAAGCAGGCGGCGGAGGCCGCUAAGAAGGAGCAGGAGGCUGCCGCGGAGGUGAAGAAGGAGGAGGCCGCCGCGGAGGGCGCGGAGGGCGCCGAGGUUAAGAUGGAGGAGGCCGGCGCGGAGGGCGCAGAGGUGAAGAAGGAGGAGGGCGGUGAGGGCGGCGCGCCGCCGCCUCCGCCCGCCAAUGGCGAGGUGAAGGGCGAGGAGGCCAAAGAGCCGGCGGCGGUGACGGACGACGACAUCAAGCAGGCCUGGCUGAAGCAGCAGGAGGCUGUGUACGAGGCCACGCGCGCCGAGCUGGCCAAGCGGCGGCCCUUCGAGGAGGCGGCGCGGCGGCCCUACUUCCACAUCAAGCCGCUGGACGGCGUACAGCUGUUCAACUGGAUCAAGUACCUGGACUUCAUGGAGGGGCGCGGCGAGCCCACCGCCACGCAGACCGUGUACGAGCGCUGCCUCGUGGCGUGCGCUAACUACCCGGGCGAAAGCAGCAGCCGCCACCGCCGCCACCGCUGCGGCCCUCCGGCCUCGCCGGUCCGAGAGCAGCAGCUCGCCACGUGUGGGCCAGAGGCAUGCGGCAGCCAGCCACCGGGGCAGCAGCAGCAGCAACAGGGAGCGCAGAGGGGGUCCUGUGUCUGGUGUGUGCGCCUCGAGUUCUGGCAGCGCUACGUGCGCUACCUGGAGGCGCGCGGCGACGAGGCUGGCGCCAAGGCGGCGCUGGACCGCGGCGUGCUGGUGUUCUGCAAGCGCCGUCCCGAGAUGCACAUGUUCGCGGCGCACUGGGACGAGCUGCACGGCGACAUCGCCGGCGCCCGCGCGCGCUACGUGCACCUGCUGACGCACGUGUCGCCGCGCCUGAUCGAGGCCGUCACCUCUGCCGCCAACUUCGAGCGACGCCAGGGCGACCUGGCCGCAGCCAACAAGUACCUGAGCGAUCUGACGGAGGAGGAGCGCAGCAAGGAGGGCAGCCGCAUCUACCCCUUCCUGGCCAUCCACCUGGCGCACUUCCUGCGCCGCCACUCGGGAGACCUGGCGGCCGCGCGCAAGGUCCUGGACGACGCGCUGGAGCAGUGCCCGGGCGUGCGCAGCCUGUGGGAGGCGGCGGUGCACUUUGAGGAGCUGGCGGGCGGCCCCGAGGCGGUGGCGCGGGCACUGGACCUGUACGACCGCGCCACGGCGCCGCCGGCGGAGGGCACCACCGCGGCGGUGGCGGGCAAGUCUCUGCCGGAGCGCGACCGCGAGGAGCUGUCCGCCCGCUCCGUGGACUUCGCCGACAUGUACGGCACCCCGCAGCAGCUCAAGGCCGCAUGCGACCGGCACGCGCAGCGCUUCAUGCUGCCAACCACCGUCACCGCCGAGGCGCGCGCCGCCACCAGCAGCAAGCGCGCCAAUGAGGGCGGCGCAGGAGGCGGCGCCGCCGCCAAGGCGCCGCGCCUGGACCACGGCCACCACCAUGCGCCGCCGCCGCCGCCCAUGGCGGCGGCGCAGCCGGCGGCGGCGGCGCACCACGCGAUGGCGGCGGGGCACCAUGCGGCGGCGUACGGCGCGUACGCGCAGGCGCCGGCGGCGGCCGCCGCCUCGGCGGCGGCGUACUCGCAGUACUACGGGCAGUACGGCGCCGCGCAGCAGUACCCCGCUUACGGUUACGGUUACUCGGGCUACGGGUACUGAAGGCUGCGGCGUGCGGCGGCGCGGCGUGCGCAGUGCAGUGCAGUGCGGCGGCGGCGACGGGAAUCGGGGCGUUUCGUACAGUAUUUCAUUGUGGGGUUGGGCUGUGUGCCGGUGUGUAUGUGAGUGGUGACUGCGAAUGCUUGUCGGGGUCGAUAGGUAGAGAUGUGGGCUUGACGAGCUGUCCUACGAGAGGUCGGUGGCUUUACGCUGCCGGGUUUUGACCAGACUGUGCGAAUGCCUUCUGGGCGCUGACACAAACCACUUCGCUAACCUCAUCUCGCACAGCCUGAUGAGGCAGGGCGGCAGACAAGUGCGUGCUUGCAAGGAGGAAGGGCAUGUGUGAGCAGCAGCACGUGCACGCGCAUGCGCGCGGGGAGCGUGUGGGCUGGUAAGUGAUGUAACAGCAUGCUGGGUCUGCGAGCUGUGUGACUGGGUGUUGCGGGCGCUGGCGUGCUGGGCCGACGGCGCAGCUGCCAUGGCAAGCUCGAGGCUGCCGCGCUGAGUUUGUGAUGGGCACAGACACGAAACGACGAGACGUGCAGCACUGCUGCAAAUCUGCAAAUGUGGGU
This is a messenger RNA of Chlamydomonas reinhardtii, 3089 nucleotides long. RefSeq lists its product as uncharacterized. The record is from RefSeq and is a predicted model, not a curated record. Gene Ontology annotation, cellular component: commitment complex; U1 snRNP; U2-type prespliceosome. Lineage: Eukaryota; Viridiplantae; Chlorophyta; Chlorophyceae; Chlamydomonadales; Chlamydomonadaceae. Bases 115 to 2520 code for a protein of 801 amino acids. Gene Ontology annotation, molecular function: protein binding. The transcript has 11 exons. Gene Ontology annotation, biological process: mRNA 5'-splice site recognition; RNA processing.